AAGCGGGACCCUGUCUGCACCCUCCUGGUUUGGGGAGGGCCUAGUGGCAGCCCGGAUACAGUGGGUGGGGGGCCGGGGAGCCUGCCUAGGGGAACCGCCUGGCCUCUGUUCAGCGUGCCCCUCCCCUGGGUGGGGCGUCAGGAGCUGAGUCACAACUUUGGAGGUGGGGGCAGCUUCACCCUCCUCCCCAUCCUCCAAGCUGCUGAGGAAGCCUGGGCUGAGCACAGUAGAGGAGGCCCAGGUGCCCAGGGCUGAGGAUGGGAGAGCUCAGGGACUUCCAGCAGUGGGUACAGCCCUCAGGGCUUCUGCCAACGACCACCCUGUCCCCAUGAGCAUGACUGCGAGCUCCGGGGUGCAGCUCCGCCUUUCCAGCUCUCCAGGGACACAGGGCCACCAUCGACGAGGUGGAGACGGACGUGGUGGAGAUUGAGGCCAAACUGGACAAGCUGGUGAAGCUGUGCAGCAGCAUGGUGGAGGCCGGCAAGGCCUACGUCAGCACCAGCAGGCUGUUCGUGAGCGGCGUCCGGGAGCUGUCCCAGCAGUGCCGGGGCGACACUGUCAUCUCGGAAUGUCUGCAGAGAUUUGGUGACAGCCUGCAGGAGGUGGUGAACUACCACAUGAUCCUGUUUGACCAGGCCCAGAGGUCCGUGCGGCAGCAGCUCCACAACUUUGUCAAAGAGGACGUGCGGAAGUUCAAGGAGACCAAGAAGCAGUUUGACAAGGUUCGGGAGGACCUGGAGCUGUCCCUGGUGAGGAACGCCCAGGCCCCGAGGCACCGGCCCCACGAGGUGGAGGAAGCCACCGGGGCCCUCACUCUCACCAGGAAGUGCUUCCGACACCUGGCCCUGGACUACGUGCUCCAGAUCAACGUCCUGCAGGCCAAGAAGAAGUUUGAGAUCCUGGACUCUAUGCUGUCCUUCAUGCACGCCCAGUCCAGCUUCUUCCAGCAGGGCCACAGCCUCCUGCACCAGCUGGACCCCUACAUGAAGAAGCUGGCAGCCGAGCUGGACCAGCUGGUGAUUGACUCUGCGGUGGAAAAGCGUGAGAUGGAACGGAAGCACGCCGCGAUCCAGCAGCGGACACUGCUGCAGGACUUCUCCUACGAUGAGUCAAAAGUGGAAUUUGACGUGGAUGCGCCCAGUGGGGUGGUGAUGGAGGGCUACCUCUUCAAGAGGGCCAGUAACGCUUUCAAGACCUGGAACCGGCGCUGGUUCUCCAUUCAGAACAGCCAGCUGGUCUACCAGAAGAAGCUCAAGGACGCGCUGACCGUGGUCGUGGAUGACCUCCGCCUGUGCUCUGUGAAGCCCUGCGAGGACACGGAACGCAGGUUCUGCUUCGAGGUGGUGUCACCCACCAAGAGCUGCAUGCUGCAGGCCGACUCUGAGAAGCUGAGGCAGGCCUGGGUGCAGGCCGUGCAGGCCAGCAUCGCCUCUGCCUACCGAGAGAGCCCCGACAGCUGCUACAGCGAGAGGCUGGACCGCACAGCAUCCCCGUCCACGAGCAGCAUCGACUCCGCCACCGACCCUCGGGAGCGCAGCGUGAAGGGCGAGAGUGUGCUGCAGCGUGUACAGAAUGUGGCCGGCAACAGCCAGUGUGGUGACUGUGGCCAGCCGGACCCCCGCUGGGCUUCCAUCAACCUGGGCGUGCUGCUCUGCAUCGAAUGCUCAGGCAUCCACAGGAGCCUGGGUGUCCACUGCUCCAAGGUCCGGUCCCUGACGCUGGACUCGUGGGAGCCAGAGCUGCUAAAGCUGAUGUGUGAGCUUGGAAACAGCACUGUGAACCAGAUCUACGAGGCCCAGUUUGAGGGCACAGGCAGCAGGAAGCCCAGCGCCAGCAGCCCCCGGCAGGACAAGGAGGCCUGGAUCAAGGACAAAUACGUGGAAAAGAAAUUUCUGCGGAAGGCACCUGUGGCGCAAGCCCGGGAGGCCCCAAGACGCUGGAGGGCGCAGAAGUGCCUGCGGCCCCAUAGCUCUCCCCGCGUCCCCGCUGCCCGCCGCAAGGUCCGGCUUGAGCCCGCCCUGCCCUGUGUGGCUGCUCUGUCCUCAGUGGGCACCCUGGAGCACAGGUUCCGCCGGGACUCCCUCUUCUGCCCUGACGAGCUGGACUCCCUCUUCUCCUACUUCGAUGCAGGGGCCGCGGGGGCUGGCCCUCGCAGUCUGAGCAGCGACAGUGGCCUUGGGGGCAGCUCAGAUGGCAGCUCGGAUGUCCUGGCUUUCGGCGCGGGUUCCGUGGUGGACAGCGUCACUGAGGAGGAGGGCGUGGAGUCAGAGGAGUCCAGCGGCGAGGCGGACGGGGACGCUGAGGCCGAGGCCUGGGGCCUGGCGGAUGUGCGCGAGCUGCACCCGGGGCUCCUGGCACACCGUGCGGCGCGCGCUCGCGACCUUCCCGCACUGGCAGCGGCGCUGGCCCACGGGGCCGAGGUCAACUGGGCGGACGCGGAGGACGAGGGCAAGACACCGCUGGUGCAGGCCGUGCUAGGGGGCUCCUUGAUUGUCUGUGAGUUCCUGCUGCAAAACGGAGCGGACGUGAACCAAAGAGACAGCCGGGGCCGGGCCCCCCUGCACCACGCCACGCUGCUGGGCCGCACGGGCCAGGUCUGCCUGUUCCUGAAGCGGGGCGCGGACCAGCACGCACUGGACCAAGAGCAGCGUGACCCGUUGGCCAUCGCGGUGCAGGCGGCCAAUGCCGACAUCGUGACGCUGCUCCGUCUGGCUCGCAUGGCCGAGGAAAUGCGCGAGGCCGAGGCUGUCCCGGGCCCCCCGGGCGCUCUGGCGGGAAGCAGCCCCACGGAGCUCCAGUUCCGCAGGUGCAUCCAGGAGUUCAUCAGCCUCCACCUGGAGGAGAGCUAGGACCGGGCAGGCCGGGCAGUUGCCGCCCCGCCCGGCCCGAAGCCCCCGGCGCCCACCUGGCCGCGGCCCUGCCGGUGACCUGCGGGCCAAUGCCCCGCAGACCCAGUGCCGGGGUGCUUCGGGCCCCGCUCUCCCAGGAGGAGCGCGAAGCCCCACCCAGCACUGAGUCUCUUGGAGCUUCACGAUUCCCUGGGGGUGCUGCAUUGUCGGGUGCCCCUGACCCCACCUGGGGAACCUCUGUCUUCAGGUCACACCUUUUCAGAGGCCUGGGUUGCUCAUGUCACAAGCCACUGUUGAGACCCGUGUCACCUGUGUCCCCUGUCCUCAGGGCCUGUCACUUAGCGCCCCACUGCUACCCAGAACACUGACCUGCUAGCUGGGUCCCUCCUGCACACCCCAGAGCCCUUCCUAGGUCAGAAGGGGUGGCCCAUCCAGGGAACCAACGAGUACCUCACUUAGUGACCCCAGCAUUCAGGCUGGCAUCACAGGUGCUGGGCGGAGGGGCUCUGGCCUGGGUCCUCAGCCCUGGCUGGACGCGGGCGUCCCAAGGCCACGUGGCUGGCCAUGAAGGUCCCCGUGCCAGACUGCCCCAGCACGUCCCUGCCUCCUUUGGAGGCUCCUUCUCUCGGUACUCACCCAGAGCCUGUGCAUAAAGCCACUUUGCCACUUUCCACCCAGAAUCUUACGUUCUUUGUAGCGCAUCGAGGGGGUUUUCUACAGACCUUGUCUGUCUUGCGUCUUUUCUCUGUGGACUCUUGAGGACGCCUCAACCCCAGCCCUGCCCCUGGCCAGCCUCACCCUUGGGUCCAGGAGUCCCUCAGCUUAUUUUGCAGGGGUCGCCAAUGCCUUCAUGCAUCCCUUCCCCGAAGAUGCCCGGCAGGGAGGCAGAGCUUCCCCCACUCUGCCCAUGUCAGGCUAAGGCCGGUUGGCUGGUCACUAUGCAAUGCUGUCCCGGGGAGGCUCCAUGAGGGCACAGUGGGUGCUGGGCCUGGACCCCCAACUCCCUUGCCUGCUGCCUGUGACCCUGAAGAACAGAAUUGACUCUUGCCCCUCCCUGCGUGAGCCUGGCCCUCCCUCCUGCCCCGGGCCCCUGCUGACGGGUCUCCCCCACCUCGCUGUGAAUAAACCGCUUUGCCCACUGCCUGC
Molecule: messenger RNA, 3995 nt
Organism: Cebus imitator (Panamanian white-faced capuchin)
Lineage: Eukaryota; Metazoa; Chordata; Mammalia; Primates; Cebidae
Gene: ACAP3
Product: ArfGAP with coiled-coil, ankyrin repeat and PH domains 3
Exons: 24
Coding region: 468-2849 (793 amino acids)
Cellular component (GO): cytoplasm
Molecular function (GO): GTPase activator activity; protein binding
Source: RefSeq, a predicted model, not a curated record